Molecule: messenger RNA, 8420 nt
Organism: Triplophysa rosa
Lineage: Eukaryota; Metazoa; Chordata; Actinopteri; Cypriniformes; Nemacheilidae
Gene: abca2
Product: ATP-binding cassette, sub-family A (ABC1), member 2
Exons: 49
Coding region: 543-8042 (2499 amino acids)
Biological process (GO): lipid transport; transmembrane transport
Cellular component (GO): membrane; intracellular membrane-bounded organelle
Molecular function (GO): ATP hydrolysis activity; ABC-type transporter activity; ATP binding
Source: RefSeq, a predicted model, not a curated record
CACCACAACCUUCAACGCAAUCCGCGACAGCCACAGAUGUGCGCUUGCCGAAAUCUGUCCAUUCAUCUGCCAGUGGGGAUUACCUCGUUCCCAGAAAUAAAGAUCCUGGCGAGAUUAAAACAUGUUUCCACAUCGAUGGAGUUACUAUAAAUAGCUAGGCGUCGCAGAAUGAUGAGGAUUUAGCAGCCAGCGCAUCAGGAAUACAGCUGAGGCGGCCACUAGAUUACCAUAAAAUCACAUCUGAUCGAUUUGACACACCUCGUUUUUAAGUUUCUUUAAACCGUAAGAAAGGUUUAUACUCUGGACUACAUUUGGCUGAAGCUGACAGGAGUAUCUCUCCGCCCACUGCUCAUGAGAUGCGAGUAGAUCUGCUGCUACCAAAAGAGCAUUUUGUUCUAACAAACCCAGCCCUUUUAUGACAGGAUGUUUGGCUUUGUCACACACCGAGCAGGACAAAGUGCAGACAAUCUCAAAACAGCCACACUGUGAUGAAUAGAUCAUAAUUGUCACUUCACCGGGAGCGAUUUUCCAACUCAUCCAAAAUGGGAUUUCUUCACCAGCUACACCUUCUCCUGUGGAAGAACGUGACUUUAAAGCGAAGAGGACCGUGGGUGCUUGCGUUCGAGAUCUUCAUCCCCCUGGUCCUCUUCUUCAUUCUUCUGGGCUUGCGGCAGAAGAAGCCGGCCAUACCUGUGAAAGAAGCCUUCUACAGCGCGGCCCCUCUCACCUCGGCGGGCAUCAUUCCCAUCAUGCAGUCGCUGUGUCCGGAUGGUCAGAGGGAUGAGUUUGGCUUCCUGCAAUAUAAAAACUCCACUGUGACUCAGUUGUUGGAGAGGAUUAGUGAGGUUGUGGAGCAGAAUCACUUGUUUACAUCAGACAGGCCGAGUCUGGGGGAAGAGCUGGAGUCACUGCAGCAGCACCUGGAGAGUCUCAGCUCGGCACACGGCCCUUUUGAGAGUCACUACAACACCAGCCAUGGUUUCACUGUAGGAAGCAUCCUCAGGAACCAGUCGACGUUCCAGCAGUUUCUGACCCAAAACCUUUCCUUGCCGAACGACACCGCCAGCCUGCUGCUCUCCUCAACCAUCAAUCUGAAAGAGGUGUAUAAUCUCAUUUUUGGAACGUAUCCUAAAGUUGGAACAAGGAGAGAAAGAAGAGAUGAAGGACAGCACGGUCCUGGAGAAAAGCUUGUACAGAUGGAGAAGCAGUUACUUGGAGGCUGGCGCAGUCUGGAGGGGGGUCUUAUUCAGAAGGCGUUGAGAGACCCCACUAACGCAGCUCACCGCCAGGGUCUACUCAAAGUUAUGUCUCAGGCGCUGGGAAUCGCGGGGGGUGAAAUGGGUCAAAAAUUUGAUCCUCAAGCCCUGCGUGAGAUGGAGGGAAUUCUGUUGACUGGUGCAGUGCUAGAAACGCUCACUUGUGAAGAGGGAGGAAACAGCGAGUUGAGCAAAAUCCUGUUGGUUCCUGAAAAACAACAGGCAGCUUUGCAGGCCUACCGAAUGAGCGUCUGUGGUGGCGAGGCGGGGCACAGGGCGAAGAUUUUUGGGGAGAUGAGCGAAGAGCUGGGAGAGCAGAUUGAUACACAGAGGGUAUUUGAAAAGUUACGUCUUGAGCAGUCUAACGCAUCUGGUCUGUUGGAUCAGUCUCAUCUCGGGGCUCUGCUGAAGAAUCUGGCUGAUGUGGAAAGGCUGCUGAGGGAUGUGGAUCUGUUGUCAGGCCUGGCCAGACUGCUCCCUAAAGGGGCUUGUGCAGGUCACCAGCCCCCUCCCGCAGCCAACACCACCUCCUGGAGCUCCAACACGACAACAUGGGGUCCCAACUCAACAGACAGCCCAGGGGAAGAAGGAGAGGGAUCUGCAGGAAAUGAAGCUGAAGCUGAAAAUCCUAGAUCGCAGUUUUCUGCUUUUGUUCAGCUGUGGGCAGGUCUUCAACCCAUUCUGUGUGGAAAUAACAGGAUUAUUGAGCCAGAAGCUCUGAAACAGGGAAAUAUGAGUUCCCUGGGCUUCACCAGCAAAGAACAACGAAACCUGGGUUUACUGGUUCAUCUCAUGACUACAAAUCCCAAAAUCCUCUACUCUCCCAUUGGUUCAGAGGUGGAUAAGGUCAUACAAAAGGCCAAUGAAACGUUUGCGUUUGUGGGGAACGUGACUCACUAUGCUCGUGUGUGGCUCAACAUCUCGGCUGAACUGAGAACUUUUUUAGAGGAGGGUAAACUGCACAAUCACCUGGUGUGGCUCCAACAGUUCAUCGGUGACCUAAAGAAGCAUCAUGAAAUGUUAAACGGCUCAGACAGUGAGCUGUUGAACACUCUGAUGGAGGAGAACUUCACCCUGCCGAACACAACCACCCUCCUGGAGCAGCUCCACACCAUCGAUAAUGCUGCCUGCGGAUGGACACACUUCAUGUCAAAGGUUAGUGUGGAUAUUUUCAGAGGCUUCCUUGAUGAAGAAAGCAUUGUCAACUAUACACUCAACCAGGCCUAUCAAGACAACGUCUCGGUCUUUGCCAGUGUGAUUUUCCAGACUAAUAAAGAUGGCAGUCUGCCACCCCACGUUUUGUAUAAGAUCCGACAGAACUCCAGUUUUACAGAGAAAACCAAUGAAAUCCGCCGGGCUUAUUGGCGCCCUGGGCCGAACACGGGUGGAAAAUUCUACUUCCUGUAUGGCUUUGUGUGGAUCCAAGAUAUGAUUGAACGGGCAAUCAUCAACACAUUUGUGGGUCAUGACGUGGUGGAUCCUGGAAACUACGUGCAGAUGUUUCCCUAUCCAUGUUACACCAGAGACGAUUUCCUGUUUGUGAUUGAGCACAUGAUGCCUCUGUGUAUGGUCAUAUCGUGGGUGUACUCGGUGGCCAUGAUGAUCCAGCACAUCGUAGCAGAGAAGGAGCAAAGGUUAAAAGAGGUGAUGAAGAUGAUGGGCUUGAAUAACGCAGUGCACUGGGUGGCCUGGUUUAUCACCGGCUUCGUGCAGCUUUCGAUCUCAGUGACCGCUCUCACUGCCAUACUGAAAUACGGCAAAGUCCUCCUUCACAGCGAUCCUUUUAUCAUCUGGCUCUUUCUUACAAUCUACGCCAUCGCCACCAUCAUGUUCUGUUUCCUGGUGUCAGUGUUGUACUCUAAAGCAAAACUGGCGUCAGCAUGUGGAGGAAUCAUCUACUUUCUGAGUUACGUGCCGUACAUGUAUGUGGCCAUCAGAGAAGAGGUGGCUCAUGACAAGAUUACUGCCUUCGAGAAGUGCAUAGCGUCUUUAAUGUCUACCACAGCGUUUGGUCUGGGCUCUAAGUACUUUGCCCUGUAUGAAGUGGCUGGGGUGGGGAUCCAGUGGCGCACUAUCAACCAGUCACCUGUAGAGGGCGAUGAUUUUAACCUCCUCCUGUCUGUGGUCAUGCUUAUCAUUGAUGCCAUUGUGUACGGUGUGCUCACCUGGUACAUUGAGGCUGUGCAUCCAGGGAUGUACGGGCUGCCCCGCCCAUGGUACUUUCCUUUGCAGAAAUCCUAUUGGUUGGGUAGUGGACGUAUUGAGACAUGGGAGUUGCCGUGGGGCAGCAGCACCAGGCUGAGUGUGAUGGAAGAGGACCAGGCUUGUGCUAUGGAACACAGACGCUCAGAGGAAACUCGUGGAAUUGAAGAAGAGCCCAGUCACUUACCGCUUGUGGUGUGCAUAGACAAACUAACCAAAGUCUACAAGACUGGGAGCAAACUGGCCCUAAACAAGUUAAGCUUAAACCUGCAUGAGAACCAGGUCGUCUCCUUCCUGGGACACAAUGGGGCUGGCAAGACCACCACUAUGUCCAUUCUCACUGGACUGUUUCCGCCCACCUCCGGCUCCGCUACUAUAUACGGCCAUGACAUUCGCACAGAGAUGGAGCGCAUCCGACAAAAUUUAGGCAUGUGUCCUCAGCACAACGUUCUGUUUGACAAGCUGAGCGUGGAGGAACAUUUGUGGUUCUACUCGCGUCUUAAGGGCAUGGCUGAAGAAGACAUCCGCAAGGAGAUGGACAAGAUGAUAGAAGAUCUAGAGCUGUCCAACAAGCGUCACAGUCUGGUACAGACUCUGUCUGGGGGGAUGAAGAGGAAGCUGUCGGUGGCGAUCGCGUUUGUGGGUGGGUCUCGGGCGGUGAUUUUGGAUGAACCCACAGCGGGGGUCGACCCCUAUGCACGGCGGGCGAUCUGGGAUCUCAUUCUAAAAUAUAAACAAGGCCGUACCAUUCUGCUCUCGACUCACCAUAUGGAUGAGGCUGAUCUGUUGGGAGACCGUAUCGCCAUCAUCUCUCACGGCAAGCUGAAGUGCUGCGGUUCACCGCUGUUUCUCAAGAGCACAUAUGGAGAUGGCUACAAGCUCACUCUUGUCAAGUCGCAGAGUGACGCUGCAGAUCAGUCAAGCCAGUCUCCGUCCGCUUUGAUAUCUCCGUGUUCAGAGAGCAGAGUUACACAGUUCAUCCGUCAGUACGUGGCCUCCUGCCUGCUGGUGUCCGACUCCAACACUGAGCUCUCUUAUGUCCUGCCGUCAGAGGCGGUGAAGAAAGGCUGUUUCGAGAGGCUCUUUCAGGCUCUGGAACAGAGUUUGGACCGCCUGGCUUUGACCAGCUUCGGUGUGAUGGACACUACACUGGAGGAGGUCUUUCUGAAGGUUUCAGAGGAGGAUCUGUCACUGGAGAACAGCGAUGCAGAUAUAAAAAGCUCUCCUGGUGGAGCAUCAGCGGGAAAGCCCACCAAUCCGCUUGGAGGGCCACAGUGCGAGGGAGCCCCAGCAGGGGCCGUGACCCGGCCGGAGGUGGAGCUCAGUAACCUCAUGAUGUGUUCCAGACUGAGCCCAAGCCAGGCGUCACUGCAGUCCGGCUCAUCUCUGGGCUCAGUGAGAGGGGAUGAAGGGGGUCUCUAUGCUGACUUCUAUGGAGACUACUGUCCACUGUUUGAUAAUGGCCACGAUCCUGACUCGGCCAGUCUUAGAGAUGAAGAGCGCUCUGCUGAGCGGGCCGUACAGGAGGGUCAGGGCAGCUUUAAGCUCGAGGGCUGGUGGCUCAAACUUCGUCAGUUUCAUGGGCUGAUAGUGAAAAGGUUUCACUGCGCCAAGAGAAACACCAAGGGCAUUUUAUCUCAGAUCCUGUUGCCCGCUUUCUUCGUCUGUGUGGCCAUGACCGUAGCCCUGUCUGUGCCAGAGAUUGGUGAUCUUCCCCCCCUCAUUCUGUCUCCAUCUCAAUAUCACAACUACACACAACCUCGUGGAAACUUCAUCCCUUAUGCCAAUGAAGACAGACUUCAGUUCAGGAGUAAAAUGUCUCCAGACGCCACCCCACAGAGGAUAGUAAACACCCUUCGCCUGCCCUCCGGAGUGGGUGGGACUUGUGUGCUAAAAACUCCCUUUAACAGCACUCUGGACCAGCUGGCCCAAACGCUGAACCCGUACGCCAACAACUCCAAAACUCUGGCAGCCCGCUACUUUGACUCCAUGUGCCUAGAUUCCUUCACUCAGGGUGUGCCUUUGUCAAAUUUCGUGCCCCCGCCUCCCUCACCUGCCCCCUCAGAUGACCCAGAGGCACAUUUUGAAGACGGCCUGUGGAACUAUACCGCUGCUCCGCCCACUACCGUCAGAGAGAUGGCAACCUCACCCCCCACAUUGCCGCUGACCAUCCGGGAGCCCGUCCGAUGCAUCUGCUCCAUGCAGGGCACAGGCUUUUCCUGUCCCAGUGGAGUCGGGGGCCGUCCACCUCUUAUGAAGGUAGUAACCGGAGACAUCCUGGUGGACAUCACUGGUCGCAAUGUGUCGGAAUAUCUCCUUUACACCUCUGAUCGACUCAGAUUACACAGAUAUGGAGGCUUCACUGUUGGAAACAUCCAGAAAUCUGUUCCAGCAUCCUUUGGCAGAAAAACUCCACCUAUGGUGCGCAAAAUAGCAGUGAGGCGAUCCUCACAGGUGCUGUACAAUAACAAAGGAUAUCACAGCAUGCCCACUUACCUGAAUGUCCUCAACAAUGCCAUUCUCAGAGCCAAUCUGCCCAAAAGUAAAGGAAACCCCUCUGCAUACGGCAUCACGGUGACCAAUCAUCCCAUGAACAGGACCAGUGCCAGUCUUUCUUUGGACUAUUUGCUCCAGGGCACUGAUGUGGUUAUUGCCAUCUUUAUCAUCGUAGCCAUGUCCUUUGUGCCAGCCAGCUUCGUGGUCUUUCUUGUAGCAGAAAAAUCCACCAAGGCCAAGCACCUGCAGUUUGUCAGCGGUUGUGACCCUGUCACCUACUGGCUAGCAAACUACAUAUGGGACAUGCUUAACUACCUGGUUCCAGCCACAUGCUGUGUCCUAAUUCUGUUUGUGUUCGACCUUCCUGCAUACACGUCACCUACAAAUUUCCCGGCAGUGCUCUCUCUGUUCCUCCUUUAUGGCUGGUCUAUAACCCCCAUCAUGUAUCCAGCUUCUUUCUGGUUUGAGGUGCCCAGCACAGCCUAUGUGUUUCUCAUAGUCAUCAAUCUCUUCAUUGGCAUCACAGCCACAGUGGCCACUUUUCUGCUGCAGCUCUUUGAGCGAGACAAGGAUCUGAAGUUGGUUAACAGUUACCUGAAGUCCUGCUUUCUCAUCUUCCCCAACUAUAACCUGGGUCAUGGUUUGAUGGAGAUGGCGUAUAAUGAGUACAUCAACGAAUAUUACGCCAAAAUAGGCCAGUUUGAUAAAGUGAAGUCGCCAUUUGAAUGGGACAUUGUGACACGGGGAUUGGUUGCAAUGACCAUUGAGGGAUUCGUUGGCUUUCUUAUCACAAUUCUGUGCCAGUACAACUUCCUCAGGAAAGCCCAGAGAGUGCCUGUCAACAGCCAGCCGGUCGAGGACGAUGAUGUGGACGUGGCCUGUGAGAGCCGCAGAGUGCUGAGAGGAGAUGCUGACAACGACAUGCUGAAGAUUGAAAACCUCACCAAGGUCUACAAGUCUCGCAAGAUGGGCCGGAUCCAGGCGGUGGACCGUCUGUGUCUGGGGGUUCGUCCUGGGGAAUGCUUUGGGCUGCUGGGGGUGAACGGAGCAGGAAAGACCACCACCUUCAAAAUGCUGACAGGAGAUGAGAGCACGACGGGUGGAGAGGCCUUUAUUCAAGGAAACAGCAUCCUGCGGGAGCUCUUGCGAGUGCAGCAGAGCAUCGGUUACUGCCCUCAGUUCGACGCCCUGUUUGAUGAUCUGACUGCUCGAGAGCAUCUGGAGCUGUACACUCGCCUCCGCGGAAUCCCCUGGAAGGAUGAGGAACGGGUGGUUCAGUGGGCUCUGGAGAAACUGGAGCUGUCCAAGUAUGCCGACAAACCUGCCGGCACAUAUAGUGGAGGAAACAAACGCAAACUCUCCACAGCAAUCGCUCUGAUUGGAUACCCCUUGCUUAUCUUUCUGGAUGAGCCCACCACAGGAAUGGACCCAAAGGCUCGCCGUUUCUUAUGGAACCUGAUUCUUGACAUCAUCAAGACAGGACGCUCGGUGGUGUUGACGUCACACAGUAUGGAGGAGUGUGAAGCUCUGUGCACUAGACUGGGCAUCAUGGUUAACGGCAGGUUCAAGUGUAUGGGGAGCAUCCAGCAUCUCAAAAACAGGUUUGGGGAUGGAUACAUGAUCACGGUUCGCACCAAGACCACUGCCAGUGUCAAAGAAGUGAUCCGUUUUUUCAACAGAAAUUUUCCAGAGGCUAUACUGAAGGAGCGGCACCACACAAAGAUUCAGUACCAGCUGAAGUCCGAGAACAUCUCUCUGGCUCAGGUCUUCAGCAAAAUGGAGCAGGUGGUGGAGGUGCUGAGCAUCGAGGAUUAUUCAGUCAGCCAGACAACCUUGGACAAUGUUUUUGUCAACUUUGCAAAAAAGCAAAGUGACAACAUAGAACCUCAAGUAAGUUCUCCCUCUAGUGGUGGUCAGUCUCCACUGCAGCGACUGCUCAACAUCCUCAGGCCUCGUCCGGCUAACACAGAACUCAGUGCACUGGUCAGCGAAGAGCCGGAGGAACUGGAGAGUGAUGAUGAUGAAGGACUGAUCAGCUUUGAGGAGGAGAGGGUGCAGUUAUCCUUUAAUACAGACACUUUAUGCUAAGCUGUUAAUCUCACAGGUAGAGAUGUAAAAAUCAAAACAAGCCUCAAGUUCAGACAUGUGUCUGUCUGGUCAAAGACAUUUGUGCGCUUUUUCUCUUUGGAGAGGAUCCGUCUCUCUGGCUCUGCGAGUGGGUUGUACUUAUUUCCAUUUGCACAUCAACACCAGAGCGAGAGAACAGCUCCUCCGGGAACUCUAAACGGAGAUACAGUCAGUGCCUGAACAGGAUCAGGCCAGCGAGAGCGGGACUCCGAGGUACUAAACGUGAUAGACAGCUUCGUCCACGAGCUGCAUUUUGGAGAUGAUGGUUUAUGGAAUCGUGUCCUUUAGAUUCAAGCCUGCUGGAUGGGAAUGAAAGAGAAUGUAUUUGUUGCGCGUUUA